AUGAACGGCUUCUCUCUCGCCGCCUUGGGCACUCACUGCUCGGCCAUUGCGCACAGCGCCAACUCGUCCGCCUCGGAGCUCGCGGAUCUGCUGCGCACCAUCCCCGACGGCCAGCACGCGCAGCAGCUCGCGUCCCUGUCGGAGGCGCUAUUCGCAUUCAGUACCAGCGCGGGUCAGUUCGAGGGGGCCCUCCAACGCGCCACGACACUCUCGCCAACGCUGCAGCAGCAGCUCAAUGGCUCGCUGCAGGAAUGCCACAUUAAAAUCGCGCCCAUUGGGAAGCAGGUGAUGAGACUUGACGCGUCGACGGUGCCGAUGAUGAACACCAUGUUCCUCACAGUGCACAUGGACUUGCUGGUCACGUAUGCGCAACUGCUCGGUUUCUACGAGGAGGUUCUGGCAAUGCCAGAGCGAGACGAUCAAGACGCAGUACUCGAUGGACCUGCGGGGAGGAGAAUCAUCGAGCAGGCCGGGGACGCUGGCAAGAUGCUCGCCAAGGCGGGUGAAAUUAUCGUCAAUUCUGCAGAGGACGAGGCGCCCGCCUACGACAGUUCGCCUCCUCCUCAGCCCAUGACAGCCUUGGAGGGCCCAGAUCUGACGGAUCUGCCUCCCCCCUACGAAGCUGCCACCUCUACGACCCCAUACCUUGGCACCAACGCAGCCGCCUCUCCAGGAGCCGCCUCGCCGCCAGACACGCCUCUGACAACGAGCCGCUCUGCCUCCAUCGCCGAGAGCUCCCACUCUCUAGGCCGGCGGUCCUUGUCCUUCGCUGGCCCUGUGCCGCCCAACCGAUCAGGACAAGCUUCAGGGUCCAGCUCUCGCUCCAACAGCUGGGUGACGCCCAUCACCAACUCCUUCAAGGCCCUGACCGCCGGCAUCUGGGCCAAGCCCGAUCCGCUCGUCAAUGCCCUUUGCGAAGCCAGCCGUCGGGGGGACACGGGCCAGAUCGCCGCUCUCCUCCAGCAGGGCACCAACGUCGACGGCAAGAAUGACCGGGGCGAGACGGCCCUCCACUGCGCGAUUGUAGAGAAUCACGCGAAAGCCGCCCGGCUCCUCUUCACUCUGGGCGCGUCGGACAACAUCUGGUCCAAAAUGCCGCCCAUGUUCCUCGCCGCGUCCCUGGGCAAUAUCGACGUGGCGGAGAUGAUCUACCAGCGCGGCGGAUCGGCGGCCGACGUGAAGAAAUCCAGCAUGUCCGGCCAGUCGUACUUUGUGGAUGUGGUCAGCUCGGGCAACCUGGCGGGCGUGCGCUUCCUGCUCGAGAAGGGCGCCAACGCCCGGGCGCAGAGCAACUCGGGCCGCCCCGCCGUGGUUAUCGCCGCGCGCAAGUGUAAUAUCGAGGUGGUCCGGCUGCUGCUGAACUUUGGCGCCAAGGUGACCUCGGACGACGUGUCGGGCAACUCCAUGUUGGGCAUCGCCCUGGACAAGGACAGCCUGGAGCUGCUCGACCUGCUGCUCGAGCGCGGCGCCAAGCUGAGCGGCCGGACCACGUCGGGCGACAGGGUGCUGGCCGCCGCCGUGGCGAGGCGCAACGUGCGGUUCGCGCUGCGCAUGCUCGAACAGGGCGCCGACGGCAACUCGGAGGAUCUGAUGGGGCAAAAGGUCAUUGUGUCCGUGAUCAAGGACCAGAAGCUGGCAGAGGAGGACAAGUUUGCGCUCGUGCGCGCCCUGCUCAAGAACGGGGCCAAGACGACGGCGUCGGAUCUGGUAUGGCAUCAGGCGCACCUCCUCGAACUGGCCCUCACCAAGGGCGCCUCGUCUCGCAUUGGUGGUCUCAUACUGGAAGCCGGGGCCGAUGCCACCAGGUGUAUCGGCGACGGCGAGACGCCGCUCAUCUACGCCAUUGCGCGCGACUGGACAGAGUGGGUGCGCGAACUGCUCGAGCACGGCGCGGAUCCAGACGCCGCGGACAAGCAUGGCAAGACACCGCUAAUCCAGUCCCUCAUGAAGGGCGACAACCUCGACAUGGCGCGCUUGCUGAUUACGCACGGCGCCGACACAGAUUCCCCUAGUGGUUCGGCGAGAGCAUUCGCCCUGUCGCUAGGCCGCGCCGACAUCAUGGAGCUCGUGGGUCUAAAGCCAUCUUCGUCGACUACACGAACACACUCUCCACCGUUGAGCAGCGCUGUGCACACUGGCAAAGACAUGUGGGGAUGA
Molecule: messenger RNA, 2157 nt
Organism: Emericellopsis atlantica
Lineage: Eukaryota; Fungi; Ascomycota; Sordariomycetes; Hypocreales; Bionectriaceae
Product: ankyrin repeat-containing domain protein
Exons: 3
Coding region: 1-2157 (718 amino acids)
Molecular function (GO): protein binding
Source: RefSeq, a predicted model, not a curated record